Colletotrichum destructivum is the source of this 1437-nucleotide messenger RNA. Its product is annotated as Putative ubiquitin-conjugating enzyme E2, ubiquitin-conjugating enzyme/RWD. The record is from RefSeq and is a predicted model, not a curated record. The transcript is spliced from 3 exons. NCBI's taxonomy places the organism in Eukaryota, Fungi, Ascomycota, Sordariomycetes, Glomerellales, Glomerellaceae. The coding region runs from base 300 to 1097 and encodes 265 amino acids.
CUGCAGUCCCCCCCAGUUACAUGUCCUCCUCACCCACCCUGUGACUGUGUUUAUUGCGCUCGCUCUUCCAUCUUCCUCAACCCGCCCAGCAGCUCAAACAAGGCGUACGGAAUCUUUCCCGAGUCGACCUAUCAGCCUCCAGUCACCACCCAAUCCAACCCUUCGACACUCGUUCUUUACCGCUCAAGUCCUCGCUUCUUCGUCUACCGCCACGUGCCCCUUGACGAUUACGUCGUUCAUCUCCAAGUCCGGAAUCGUAGGACCUCGUCAAACUUCGUCCCUCAUAAGCCUCUACAAUCAUGGCAGCCAGCAAGGCCGCGCAGAAAAGGUUGACGCGCGAGUACAAGACCAUCGCCGAGAACCCUCCACCAUACAUCGAAGCCCAUCCCUCCGAUUCCAAUAUCCUUGAGUGGCACUACAUCAUCACUGGCCCCGAGAACACGCCGUACCAUGGCGGGCAAUAUUGGGGCACCCUCGUUUUCCCUCCCAACUACCCCUUCGCGCCCCCAGCCAUCCGAAUGCACACCCCAUCGGGCCGCUUCCAGCCAUCGACCCGAUUAUGUCUCUCCAUCUCCGACUUCCAUCCGAAAUCCUUCAACCCUGCCUGGGAGGUCUCAACCAUCCUGAUAGGUCUGCUUUCUUUCAUGACGAGCGAAGAGAUGACUACCGGUUCUGUCUCGAGCACCGAAGCGGAGCGCAAGAUGCUGGCGGCACGGACACGGUGGUGGAACUCGACCGGCGGCGGCUCCCACGCCAAGUCGAACCCGGCGCAAAAGGGCAACGUCAAGGCCGGCGAUGGCGGCGCCAAGUUCCGCUCCGAAUGGCCCGAUGUCGACAAGGCUAACUGGGAAUGGAUGAAGGAGCACAAGAUCGACAUGGCAACAGGGAACAAGAUUGGCGGCGCGGCAGGGGCCUCAUGCGGGCCCCAGCUUGGUAUCGCGAACGGCAGCGGUCACCAGGCCCAGGCCGUCGUCGAUGCCGUCGUCCAGCAGCGGGACGCCGGCCGGGGGUGGCUGAACCAGAACAAGCUCCUCGUCGCCGGCGGUGUCAUCUUCUUCUAUGUCCUGCUUGCGAGAGUUUUGGGUACCAGUGAGUGAUCUGGAGUAAGAGUAGACGCGGAUUGGGGUCUCGGCCAGCCAUGGCCGCGGAUGGCUGUCAGAGGAGGCGGAUAAUACUGUGCGCAUGGGAUGACACGGCUGAGCAUGGCGUUUUUGGGCUUUCCGUCAACGGCAACGGACCAGAGUGAAACAAAUGAGUCUUGACUAAUAGUUUUAGAGGACUGAGACGGCCGAUCGGGUUAUGGCAAAACUCGCAUGAACGAAUGUACUUUAGAUCAACAAACGGAUCGGCUUUUGGAAACGACAUUUGGAACCAGUUUCUGACCACUAUUCUCUGUUAAAGUUCGUGCCGCGACUGACUUCAGCCAAGGACCCAGCU